AUUUUGUAAUACUUCCUUGCUAGUGUAAAUGUUACAAUUUGAUAACAAUUUUACAGCUGUAUUUACUAGGACUUAACAUAGAGUUAGUUGAGAUGGAUUGCGGCCUCGUACAGUUUCUUUGUAUUAUGUUUACUUUUGGUACCAGUAAAAAACACAUAAAGAAAACCAAUUGUCCCACUGCAAAGGAAUAUGUAUUUUCUGAAAGGAUUCCCGGAAAAAUACGUUUAAACCGCCACCAUAACUUCAAAAAACGAAGGAAUUUAAAAGCAAAACAUUGGAUUAUAUUAGUUCUCUUCGGCAUAAAUGGAAGCUUAGUCUCAUUCGUGGGAUAUGUGACUUACCAAGAAAGGGAAUCACUGCAAAGGGAAAAUAUAACCGAAUUUCCAGUGCCUUGUGAAGACCUCUCACUGAGUGCGGAUGAAGAUUGUCUAACGUUUGAUGUGAAGAAAGGUAAUCUGAGAACAUUCAUAGAUGACGCAGGAAAAUACAUAUGUAGCAAAGACAACACUACUGAAACAAUUAAAACGAUCGUGGAAAGAGAAUCAAGAAUUCGGCAAGCAAAAGGAAUAGAGGAACAGUAUCUUUCCUGUGGAAAUGGAAGUUUAGCGGAGAAAUCUGGAUUUCUUACAGUUUCUUUCAGGAAAGUAUCAAAACAACAAACCUAUUCAGGUGAAAGUUCUGAUACAAAGCUUCACUGGGAUAAUCGUCCAGGAAAUUUUUAUAUCGACCCUUCAGUGUAUUAUGACAAUGGAGAGGUGACCAUCCCAGAAGGAAGAACAUAUUUCGUGUACGCAGCUGCACAUUUCAACAUCAGCCAUCAGGAAGAAAAUGGAAUCCAGAAUUUUGGAAGACCGCAAAAGUUUUCUAUCCGAAUUUGCAAAACUGUUUACGGAUAUGAGCAAACACUACUUGGAAGAACGGUAUGGUUCAACACAACCAACACUGGAAGCGUUGUGUCAAGUUUACACAUCGGAAGCCAUUUGGAAUUGUCACGAAAUGAUAAAAUUCACGUUCGUGUGAAUGAUGCAAAUAAGAUAAUACUUGAUUCAACAGGAAAUAACUUUGGACUUUUUCCAUUAUAGAUGUCUGCUUGUGAGUUUAUGGUUUGAAUUUUAAGAAAAAUGUUU
Mercenaria mercenaria is the source of this 1127-nucleotide messenger RNA. RefSeq lists its product as uncharacterized. The record is from RefSeq and is a predicted model, not a curated record. Gene Ontology annotation, molecular function: tumor necrosis factor receptor binding. The transcript has 4 exons. NCBI's taxonomy places the organism in Eukaryota, Metazoa, Mollusca, Bivalvia, Venerida, Veneridae. Gene Ontology annotation, cellular component: membrane. The coding region runs from base 93 to 1082 and encodes 329 amino acids. Gene Ontology annotation, biological process: immune response.